This is a messenger RNA of Meloidogyne enterolobii, 492 nucleotides long. Lineage: Eukaryota; Metazoa; Nematoda; Chromadorea; Rhabditida; Meloidogynidae. The record is from the annotation of a GenBank genome assembly.
AUGGAAAAAGUGAUUUUACGUGUUGCCGAUUUUCAAUUAACUUUGCCAUUAAUUGAUUCUUUUGCUCAACUUUUCGAUCACACAGCCUCUACUUCUGCAUUUCCUCUCAAUCAAGUUUCACGAAAUUUAAUGUGGUAUUUUUUGGAACUUUCUACAUUUGAUUGUUUCUGUGCUUGCAUUUUACCAAGUCGAUUGGCGGCAGCUGCUUUCCUCUUAGCUUCUUCAUUUCAAAAACUUCGUCAAAAAGUUGAACCGAUGGCGACAAUCGAUAAAGAAAAAUGGAAAUUAUGGUCUGAUGAAAUGGUCGAAAGAACCAGAAUUAAAAGAUCGCAUUUGCAAGAACCAGCUAAAAUAUUAAUGAAGUUACAACAAAAGGCAGUCUCGUCAAAGUUUCAAGCUCUUUUCAAAAAAUUUUCUUGUCCAAAGCGAUGCAAAGUUGCAUGUCUCAAACCGUUGGAAUUCGAAGAAGUCGCUAGUCAAUUCAGCGAUUGA